GGUUGCGGCUAGCCUUGGCGUUUAGUAUCCCACACGCCCCUUCCCUGUAGCCUUUGGGUGUGUUUCUAGACUCAUCCACGUCGCCUGGGGGCCAAGAUGGAUGGCUGUGGGGGGAGGGGGGCAGACCAAAGACGAUUGACGGAUGAUUCUCGUGAGGAUCUUAUGUACAAGCAGUAUACGAUUCAAACGGAUGCUGUUUGCUUCGACCCUGUCUUCGGCCGCCAAAUAAGACCUCUCCUCCACCACAACCCCUCCAUGCCACCCAAUCCUUACUUCUCUCCUUGUCUGUUCGCCACGAUCUUCGCUUGCACCGUGCAUUUUGGCCAGCUAUACACCUCUGAUCUUCUCCAGUGCCAAUGUCGAUGAAUUGCCCGACGUGAUAUUACUAGCACAGACAACCACUUACUCGAGCCUGACGACCUCCACUCUUGAAUUUCUACGCGACCUGUAAAGGGAAAUAGAGGAGCAAAGGACGGGGAAAAAAAGGCCUUUGUGAUCUUCACACUCUAUUGAUC
Molecule: messenger RNA, 515 nt
Organism: Trichoderma asperellum CBS 433.97
Lineage: Eukaryota; Fungi; Ascomycota; Sordariomycetes; Hypocreales; Hypocreaceae
Source: RefSeq, a predicted model, not a curated record